AUGUCAUCACCUUACAGUCGACCAUCCCAACCUUCUAAUUCGUCGUCGUCGUCUUCGUCGUCGUCUUCUUCGUCUCGACUUUCGCCAGCGUAUAAUGGAAUACCAGCUCGAUCAACUCCUCAAGGAUCUAUUCUACCCUAUAUUCCAGAACGCACAUCGUCGAAUCCCGAGCAAAUCUCAAAGAUUGUCAACUCUCUCAACUAUGAUGUGUCUCAAAUUCGACCUCUUUAUCAAGGACGACUACGUACCAAUGGUGCACCCGACCUAGGAGCUAUCAAUGUCAGUAGUAGACCUACGGCGACGAGUGGUGGCAGUAACGUUACGACACCUACAGCAGCAGCAGCAUCAUCAUCAACUAGUACGCCUAUCGGUACAGCACAUCCAUCGGCUGUUGGUGUAUCGACGUUCGACUGGGCGAGCAUUCCUGUGAGUCCACGUACUAAGCCUGGUAAUACCAAUGAAGGAGGAUGGAAGAUUAGCUCGAAAAGAGUACCCCAUUUACAGGAUCAUUCAUAUCAACAGCAGCAGCAUCACAUUCCACCACCUCUCCAAUCUCCUUAUUAUCAUCAGUUUCCUCAGCAACAACAACAACCGCAACAACAGCAACAGCGUCUACAACGUAUUCAAGUCACCACCGAUUCCAAUACAUUCCAUAGCUUGACAGUGACCGAUCUCAUUGAUCCAGCCGUUAUCAAGACCACCAUCCUUCGAAAGCUGAAUCUGGAUUUAGGACAUCAAUACCUCUAUUAUCAUGAAAAUGGUGUCAUGUACCAGCAUGAGAAUGGUGAACGUUUUUAUGCUCCUUUGACCGAUGAGGAACUUGUCAACAUAUGCCGUGCAUCAGAUGAGAGACCCAAGGAUCAGAUUUCGGUCAUGCUUGCAGAUCAGCUAUUACCACCUUAUGCAAGAGAUGGCAGAGGCAUCUAUCCUGAUAUCCCUAGUGAUUAUCAUUAUCGAUCGCAAUACGCAAGGAAUGUCGUACCGGUUAUGUAUCCAAGGGCAACGGAGCCACACAAUACCUAUUAUGGACAUCCAGGGUCUUCAAUGCAUCCAGAGACCUAUGAUUCUCAAUACAGCCCUGUCAUGUCAAGUUCACCCAAGAUAAUACCUGUGGCCAAUGUUCAUCAUCCUCGUCCCACCACCACCAAUGGACCUGAUUUUAUUCCAUCAUCUUCAGCUGCUACAGCAUCCACCCCUAGUGAUGAGUUACGACAAGACAGCGGCUACUUUGAACGUAGCUACAAGCGAUCCUCAGCACGUAGCACAUCUUCUAUGGAACGACUUUCUCUCCAAGAUCCUCCUCCACCUACACACAAGGCUGCAGAAUUAUGGGCCGUUCCACCUCAACAACCUGUUGCUGUCAAUGAGACCACGGAUAGUAACAAGCAAGCUGCUCCCGUUUCUUUAUGGGCUGUUCCACCUCAACGUCAUCCCGAACCAUCAUCGUCGUCAUCAUCCGCAGCAGCAGAAGAGGAAGGCAACAAGCCUAUUCCAUCAGUAUCGUUAUGGGCGGUACCCCCACAGUCAUCAUCUUCUUCUUCCUUGGAAUCAUCAUCAGCCAAUGAUGAAAGCAAAAAGCAGCAGCAGCAGCAGACGACGUCACUUUGGGCUGUGCCUCCUCAACAUUCCAUGGAAUCAUCCAAUGAUCUUGAUACCAAUAAUGCAUCAGAGCCUGUAUCACUUUGGGCGGUACCUCCACAAAAAGAACAUGAAACGCCUUCUUCUUCAAGUUCGUUAUGGGCCGUGCCUCCACAAAAAGAACAUGAAACGCCUUCGUCUUCUUCUUCUUCUUCAAGUUCGUUAUGGGCUGUACCACCUCAAAAGACGCCUGAUCCUGUGAAGCAACAAUCAACAAGCUUAUGGGCAGUACCACCUCAACGAUCCUUGGAUCCAGUUACAGAAGUUGAGGAUAUUCCAGAGGAUGAUAAUAAUAACAAGCACGCACCUGUGUCAUUAUGGGCUGUCCCUCCUCAACAUGGAUUGGAAGGCGAGGGUGAUGCUAGUGCUGCUACAUCGAGUGAUCAUUCAGGCGAUGGUUUAUGGGCUGUGCCUCCUUCUAAUGCCGAAUCCAGCAAUUCCGAAGCCGACGAUUUGACAUUGAAACCAAGACCACGUCCAAGUGCAUCUACUGAAUCGACUCUUAAAAAGAGAUGGCAUCAUCGACGACAAUACUCUGAUGGUGGUCGUGUAACCAAUGGCAGUGAACCAGAAUCAAUGGGAGGCAAUAGACGCACCGUACGCUUUGUGAGUCCCAAUGCAACUUCCUAUGUCGAGGAUGGCGUUGAAAAAUUAUCAUUACGAGAUGAAGCAGCAUCAUCAUCGAAUGAAUCGGGUCAAUUGGAUGAUAAGCAACAGCAACAUCGCAACAAUCACAAUUUGCAUAUUCAGAUCCCAGCUUCGGAUGAUGAUACUACGAUCUCUUCUCGAUCACCACGCACACCAAGGCAACGUACACCAUUAUCAGCCAACAGUAGUAGCGGUGCAUCACCUAUCUCCAGCUCGCAUGAAACUAGUGAACAUGAGGAUGAAACAUGGGGCGAGCGUCCAUCUAUCGAACAAUUGUACCGUGACAUUGACAAGUACUUGCCUGGUCAUGAUCUUGAUAAAGAGAUUUUUAUUGAUACAUCGAAUCCCGCCGCUGCUGGUGCUGGUCCUACUGCUGCUACACCUGGGACAUCUCCGAAUAAUAAUGCUAUCGCUGCUGCUGCUGCACAAUCCGCUGCUGCUGCUGCUGCUGCACCUGCUCCACGUCGUUUGCAAGGUCAUAAAAAGUCUAUUCGUGUUGUUGCAAAUGAGGCCCAUCGCAACUGGAGACAAGCCAUGAAUGUUAUUCGUGUCAACCAUCUCUUGAGACGACGAAGCACCAAGAUGUGGGGAAGAAAGGUUGAGCAAGUCAAGCCUGGUAUGAUUAUUGAGGAACAAAGUAUCCCCAAGGAGAGUCAAGAUGCUGGUUAUAUAGCACCCACCAAGAUGCAAUGGGUACGUGGUGAGCUGAUUGGCCGUGGAUCAUUUGGUCGUGUUUACCACGCUCUCAAUGUGGCAGCUGGAGAAUGGAUUGCUGUCAAGGAAGUCGAUGCUCCCAAAACGAAAUCGGAUAUGCUGAAUGACAAGAUGCGUGAUGCUGUCGACUCUUUAUAUCGCGAGGUGUCUUUGCUCAAGGAUCUUGAUCAUGAAAACAUUGUCCAGUAUCUCGGCUAUGAUUAUGAUGAAGAGGAAGGCCACAUCAACAUCUUUUUGGAGUAUGUCCCUGGUGGUAGUAUUCUUAGUGUGCUUCACAAGACCGGUCGCUUUGAGGAAGUGUUGGUUCGAUUCUUUACGCGACAAAUCCUUUUAGGAUUGGAGUAUUUACAUGAUCGCAAUAUUAUGCAUCGAGAUAUCAAGGCAGGUAAUAUCCUGGUGGAUCAGAAUGGUGUAUGCAAGAUUACGGACUUUGGUCUCUCCAAGCCGAGUGGUCAAGAAGAGGCAUAUGAUCCCAAUUCCAAUACGCUUAUGAAGGGCACAGUAUUUUGGAUGGCACCCGAAGUGAUUCGAUCCGAUUACAGCGCAAAGAUUGAUAUUUGGAGUCUUGGAUGUACCGUGAUUGAAAUGUUGAGUGGGAAUCAUCCUUGGCUUGACCUGAAUAUGCUUGCUGCCUUGUAUAAUCUCGGAAAAUACCAAGCACCACCAUUACCAGAAGAUGCCUCUGAUGCAGCAAAGGAUUUCCUUAAUCAGUGCUUUAUCAUCAAUCCUGAAGAGCGACCGACAGCAGCUGAUUUACUGGUUCAUCUCUUUGUCCGCCAGGAACCAUCAUUCAAUUUCAAGAAAUACAUGAAAGAAGUGGAAGCCAAAUCGAAGUCUUGA
This is a messenger RNA of Lichtheimia ornata, 3840 nucleotides long. RefSeq lists its product as uncharacterized. Gene Ontology annotation, biological process: protein phosphorylation. The record is from RefSeq and is a predicted model, not a curated record. Gene Ontology annotation, molecular function: ATP binding; protein kinase activity. Bases 1 to 3840 code for a protein of 1279 amino acids. The transcript is spliced from 9 exons. Lineage: Eukaryota; Fungi; Mucoromycota; Mucoromycetes; Mucorales; Lichtheimiaceae.